This is a messenger RNA of Rhodamnia argentea, 786 nucleotides long. RefSeq lists its product as uncharacterized. The transcript is spliced from 4 exons. The coding region runs from base 1 to 786 and encodes 261 amino acids. NCBI's taxonomy places the organism in Eukaryota, Viridiplantae, Streptophyta, Magnoliopsida, Myrtales, Myrtaceae. The record is from RefSeq and is a predicted model, not a curated record.
AUGAGUAAGGCCGACGGAAGUGAAACCAACGGAACGCCGUUGGCACCGACUGAACCAGUGACCCAAAGAAUGGCUGCACGCAGAGUGAGCUUGAAGCUUCUGGUCGACAAGAGAAAACGAACGGUGCUCUUUGCGGAGGCAGGCAAAGAUUUUGUCGACUUCCUCUUCCACAUCCUCGCAUUGCCGGUCGGACAGGUGAUCCAGCUCCUCACGAACACCGGGAUGGUGGGCACUUUAGGCAACCUCUACGGCAGCGUCGAGAAGCUGAACGAUGUGUUCAUCGAAUCUUUCAAGAAAGACAUUCUCUUGAAAUCCAAAGCACCCGCCUUUCUCUCCGGAAUCCCAUUCCUAUUUCCUGAGACUUCGUCCUUAGCUUCAGCACCCAAUACCUACUACAGGUGCUCUUUAUGUCCGCACACUAACUGUUGGAACUAUGUGUCUAAGGAACCUGCGGCAAUAUGUCCUCAGUGCAGAAAUUCCAUGAACCAGAACUUCACUUUUAUCAAAUCAUCAUCUGCUAAUGCUGCAUCAGCGGCUGAAUGGGACGGUAAGGGCGGUUUCGUGCUAGGGGAGGUGAUGUACAUGGUGAUGGAUGAUCUGGCGGUAAAACCGAUUACUUCGAGCAUUACUUUGCUAAAAAAGUUCAACGCGAAGGAGAUUGGGAAUCUUGAGGAGAAGGUGGUCAGCUUGGGAAUGGACGAGGGUAUAGAGUUGUUGAAGACUUCACUCCACUCCCAGAAGGUUCUCACUGAUGUCUUCCUUGGUGUGAAGCGAGAGAGAUCGUGA